AUGGGCCCGCCCGAGAUGUCAUAUUCUCCUGCCUAUUACCAGGAUCAUGGCCGCCUGGUGACAGUCGAUAACCGCCCCUCGAAUCCUCCUACUCCCCCUGCGGCUCACUUGCCCUGCGAAUCGUCGUCAUCCCCGCCCAACCAGCGGCAACAGCAGCAGCAGCAGCACGGGGCAAUCACCCCCCGUCCGUCGGAUUCCGACCGGUUUCGAACCCCCCAGCCCCACGAUUAUACUUCCGACAUGUGGGACCCUUCCUUCGCUAAGCAUUCCGGUCGCGCUUCCCUCGACGGCCCUUACCCGGCUCGGGGUCCGGUAGAGACGGUGUACCCGGAUUUCGCGCAGCCCGCGGCGGUUCCCGUGACGUUUGUAACCUCGCCCUGUUUGGAGAAUGGUUCCAUGUUGACUGGGGCUUCGUCUAGCAGCGGUGCCAUGCGCAAGGAAGAGCGUCUUCGUGGAAGCAUGACCGACCACUCCUCACACCUGUCGAGCGACAAUCAUCCCUCGACUGCGUCUCGCGCGCACAAGCGGGUAGUCCGUGAUGAGGACUCUCUGGCGGAUGACAACCAGGAUGCCCUCCUGAUGCUGCUUCGACUGUCCGCCCCAAUCCCGAUCUUCUCGUUCGCGGCAUGCAUCUAUACGCUCUUCGGCCUGUUCUUCGUCAUCCUCGUCUCGCCGCUCCGUGUCUGUUCCUGCAUCCCAUACUUUCGCGCGACGACCUUUCGCGCCCAGCUCUGUGACCUGCUGGUGCCCCAGUUACAUAUCCACGAACGCUUGGUGCGUCUGCGAAAGUCGUCGCAACGGUCCUCCCCAUCACAGUCCGUAUACAACAACCUCGAUCGGCAAUCGAAAGCAGACUCGUGUGCGUCCUACUCCGUCGGCGGUCUGAUUGCAGUCCUCCUGCUGUCGUCCCUCCUCUCCGUCGCCUUCCUCCUCCUCGCAUGGACCGCCGCCUUUUUCUGGAUCUUCGCGAUGGUUCUCGGCAACCCGGACGGGACAGAACGGAAAGAUGACGGACGCGCGGCGGUGCUAGGUGUCAGUCGAUGGUGGCAAACAUGGCUUCGCAGGGCCCGCAAACGGCGGCGUUGA
Aspergillus campestris IBT 28561 is the source of this 1086-nucleotide messenger RNA. RefSeq lists its product as uncharacterized. The transcript has 2 exons. Lineage: Eukaryota; Fungi; Ascomycota; Eurotiomycetes; Eurotiales; Aspergillaceae. The coding region runs from base 1 to 1086 and encodes 361 amino acids. The record is from RefSeq and is a predicted model, not a curated record.